Messenger RNA from Thelazia callipaeda (thelaziosis nematode), 2376 nucleotides. Lineage: Eukaryota; Metazoa; Nematoda; Chromadorea; Rhabditida; Thelaziidae. The record is from the annotation of a GenBank genome assembly.
AUGGAGAGUACAACAUUAGGAGAAACGGAAGAGGUGGUCAGCGAGUUACCGAACAUAACUUAUGUAUCAGAUAUACCAUCUGAAGCACAGCUCCAAAUCCAAAGAAAGUAUGGUCAUGAAGGCGCACAUCUAGAAAAGGGUAAAUAUGAAGGUCGGACCAUGGGAUUGUUUACUAGCGGAGGAGACGCCCCGGGAAUGAACAGCGCUGUACGUGCUAUUGUUCGAGUAGCAUUGUAUUUAGGUGCACGAGUAUUUUGCAUUCAUGAAGGAUAUCAAGGUAUGGUUGAAGGUGGCAAAUAUAUUGUAGAAGCUACCUGGGAAACCGUCUCAGAUAUUAUCCAGAAAGGAGGUACAGUGAUUGGUUCAGCACGCAGCAAGGAUUUCCGGGAACGAUGGGGACGCUUAAAGGCAGCGGAAAAUUUAAUCCGUCACAAAAUCACAGCAUUGGUUUGCAUUGGUGGUGACGGGUCUUUAACUGGUGCUAACAUUUUUCGAGAUGAAUGGCCUGAAAUAGUUGCAGAAUUACUACAACAGGGACGUAUCAGCAAAGAUGAUGCAGAGAAAUGUAGAUCAAUUCAAAUUGUUGGAAUCGUGGGUUCAAUCGACAAUGACUUCUGUGGCACUGACAUGACAAUCGGGACAGAUACUGCACUACAUCGAAUCACUGAAGCUGUUGACUCAGUCCGCUCAACCGCUCAUAGCCAUCAACGAUGUUUUGUAAUUGAGGUUAUGGGACGUCAUUGUGGAUAUUUGGCGCUAGCAGCAUCUCUGGCAUUAGAUGCUGAUUUCUGCUUUAUUCCGGAAUGGCCACCACCAACUCACUGGACUAAAAUUUUAUGCAAGAAACUAAAACAAAUGCGUGAUGAUGGAAAUCGAGUUAAUAUUGUGAUAGUUGCUGAAGGAGCCAUUGAUCACAAUGGCACUGCAAUUACAACUGAUAUGAUUCGUGAUGUAAUAAAGAAGAAUCUUAAAUACGAUACUCGGAUCACUAUCUUGGGACACAUUCAACGUGGUGGCAGUCCAUCAGCAUUUGAUCGCCUACUAGGUUGUAGAAUGGGAGCAGAAGCGACAGUAGCUUUGAUGGAAAUGGAUGACAAAACAGCACCAUGCGUAGUUUCUAUUGAUGGUAAUCAGAUGGUACGCAUACCAUUGAUGAAAUGUGUAGAACGAACGAAAGCUGUUCAGGUUGCAAUGGAUAAAAAGGAUUGGGCUACAGCACUAAAGCUGCGUGGUCGCAGCUUUUGUCGAAACGUGGAAAUGUACCGAACGUUAUCCAAAAUUCGCAAGCAUGAACGACCAAGUGAAGGUUUUAAUAUCGCAAUAAUGAAUGUUGGCUCACCAAGCGGUGGUUCCAAUGCUGCUGUAAUGAGUUGUGUUCGUACAGCGAUCUUACAAGGUUGUGUUCCAUAUUGCGUUUACAAUUCGAACGAAGGUCUAGCUACGGGUCAGCUCGUAAAGAUGGAAUGGAAUGAUGUGGCACUGUGGUCAGCAGAAGGUGGCUCAUUUUUAGGUGCUCAACGUACUCUUCCAGAUAACGACACCCUUCCGUUAAUGGCGAUGAAUCUGACACGUUUUCAUAUACAUAGUUUAAUUAUCAUUGGUGGUUUUGAUGCCUUUCAUACUUGCUUGAUAUUAGCCCGAAAUCGAGAAAAAUUCCCUGCAUUUCGGAUUCCUAUGUGUGUCAUUCCAUCUACAAUCAAUAAUAAUGUACCAGGAACAGGGUUUACUCUUGGCGCAGACACAUCUUUAAAUGAGAUAUGCAAAAUGAUUGAUAAAAUAAAACAAUCAGCCACGGGUUCGAAGCGUCGUGUGUUCAUAAUUGAAACUAUGGGAAACUACUGCGGUUAUUUGGCGACGUUAUCAGCAAUGGCAAGUGGAGCUGACGCGGCAUAUAUCUACGAAGAAAUAUUUGACGUACAUGAACUGAUGAAUGAUAUACGCGUCAUUGUAGAGAAGAUGCAAACAGGUGCUCAACGCUACCUGAUAGUGCGCAAUGAAAAAGCAUCCCAGAAUUACACGUCAGAAUUUAUACGCCAGUUGUUUGCAGAAGAAUGUAGAGGUGCCUUUUCUACUCGAGUUAACGUUCUCGGACAUACUCAGCAAGGUGGCAAUCCAUCUCCCUUUGAUAGACUUUUCGGAGCGAAAUUGGGAGCGCGUGCUGUAGUUCAUUUACUGGUUCAAAUGAAAGAAAUGAAAAUAUCAGGCCUUUGUAAUUCUACUACAGCAACACUCCAAGGCCUAAUUGGUAAGUACAUUUGCUUGACACCGGUAGAGGAACUCGUAGAUGACGCUGAUUUUGCGCAUCGUUUACCCAUGGAGCAAUGGUGGAUGAAAUUACGUCCCUUAUUACGAAUACUCGCCAAGCAUGAUGGAUAA